Messenger RNA from Amyelois transitella, 5147 nucleotides. It is a transcript of the gene Dhap-at, whose product is annotated as dihydroxyacetone phosphate acyltransferase. Bases 298 to 2310 code for a protein of 670 amino acids. Lineage: Eukaryota; Metazoa; Arthropoda; Insecta; Lepidoptera; Pyralidae. Gene Ontology annotation, cellular component: peroxisomal membrane; mitochondrial membrane. Gene Ontology annotation, biological process: ether lipid biosynthetic process. The record is from RefSeq and is a predicted model, not a curated record. Gene Ontology annotation, molecular function: glycerone-phosphate O-acyltransferase activity. The transcript is spliced from 11 exons.
UCUUGUCAUUGUUCCAUUACAAUUUUACGAAAUAAACCGACUUAUUAAUCUGUUCCUACAAUUUCUUUGGUAAAAUAAUAAAACAGAGAGUUUUGUGGUGUCUGUCGAAUGGUUGGCGUCAGAGGUACAAUUGCUUAUUUGCGGGUUUUCAGUGUUAUUAAAUAAAUUAUAUUUCAGUGUGAUAUUAAUCAAUAAAUGUGUUAAACAUUACCAGAUUUUGUGUACAUUUACAUUUUGCUUAGAACAAACAUGUAUGGUAUUUAAACUUAACAUCGCGACAAGGUAUUGUCUGUAAAAAUGCAAGAGGAAGUAAAAUUUUUAAAUAUACUGGAGCCAAGAAAUACCGAAUGCGGUAUAUUCAGGUUUAUGACCCGAGCAUGGCACCCUCACCGGACUUUUAACGCCGAUGAAUAUUAUACGCCACAGGACUUGAAAGAGAUUGCGGCUAAAUCGGUCUUUCUGGAUUCUUUUAUAGAAGCGGAAAGUGCCCAUAGUGGUGUAAGUAAAGAAAAGCUUAAAAAAGAAGUCCUGGAGUAUUUGGAGGAGAUGGGACUGGAUAAGAAGUUGCAUGUGAUCCGGUGGAUGGGGAUUGGAUUCCUAAAAAUAUCCUUCAUGAUGAGAGUUGGCAUAUUUGUCAAUGAACCAGCAGUGCUUCGGAUAAAAUCUUCAAUGGGGAAAAACCCGAUACUAUUUCUGCCCACCCACCGCAGCUAUGCUGACUUCUGUCUGCUCACGUACCUGUGUUACCAUUACGACAUAGAGUUUCCAGCAGUGGCAGCCGGCAUGGAUUUCUACUCAAUGGCUGUAUUCGGUCAACGUAUGAGAGAGACCGGCGCUUUUUACAUCCGCCGCACGCUCGUGGGGGCGCCACUGUACGCGGCCACGCUCAAGCAGUACGUACGUACUGUGGUAGCCAAGUACGCGGCGCCCGUCGAGUUCUUUUUAGAAGGUACUAGAAGUCGCAGCAAUAAGAGUCUGUCGCCGAAGUAUGGUGUCCUAUCAAUGAGUCUAAUGCCGUUGUUUUCACGAGAAGUGACGGAUAUCACGAUAGUUCCCGUGAACAUUAGCUAUGACAGGCUAAUGGAGCAUCGGCUCUUCGCCUACGAGCAUCUGGGGGUGCCUAAGCCCAAGGAGUCCACUGGAGGCUUCUUGAAAUCACUGUUCAAACUGAACGACCACUACGGCAACAUUUACAUCAACUUCGGCGCUCCACUCUCUGUCAGAUCAUACCUUGGCGAUAUGGUCCACACAGACCAGCUCCUCAAGCCAGUAGACCUUCAGGAAAUCACGCCAGACCAGUUCAGACAAGUGCAAACAGUCGCUGAGUACGUCAUCAGCCUACAGCAAAAAGCGACAGUAGUGACUAUAUCUAAUUUAUUAGCGUUAGUGCUGAUGGAAAGUUUUGUAAAUCAGAAAUUGUUGAGUUUCAAUGAAGUGUUAAGUGAAGUGAAUUGGACAGUGGGGGUUUUAACUGCGUUGGGCGCGUUAGUGUAUGAGACUGAUGUGGAAGGCAGUGUGAAGAGGAUAUUGGUGGUGCAUAGAGAGAUGAUCAGGUUGGACAAGGAGAGGCGGCUCCGACUGGUAUCGGGUACACUGAUGGAUGUAACGAGUGAAGUUCAGAAGAAAAUGAAAGGUCACACUUUGAAAGCGGAGACGAUGGCCACAGCACUGCCGAUCAUACAAUUGCAGUUGUAUGUGAAUCCGGUACUGCAUUAUUUGGUACCGCCAGCUAUCAUAUAUCUGAUUGUGGAGAAGUGGCCAGUCACUCAAGAGGAAUUGCUGUCGCGGUAUCAGCAUAUAAGAAAGCUGUUACACCAUGAGUUCUUCUAUGUCGACGAAAAUGAAGCAAAUACUUUCGCCUCCGCGCUCGAUUACUGCCUGUCAAGCGGCGUGGUGUGUCGCGAGGCAGCACAGAGCCUGGCGGCGGGGCGCGCGAGCAAGCUGCGCUCUGUGCUGCGCUGGGCCGCGUGGCCGGCAAUCACCACGCUGUAUAAAUGUACGCAGGUCAUGACUGAGGAAACUGUCUGCACACACAGCCGAGCGCUGAAGUUGGUACAAGCUCGCGCGGAGGCCGGCGGCUGUCACCCCUACAGCCUGAGUUUGGACGCCGUCGCCAACUGCUUGCGAGGCUUGGUGCUGGCCGGGGCACUUGCCAAGGAGAAAUUAGCAAACGAGAUGUCGUACAGAGUAGUACCCGGCGCGAUGGAGCAAGCGCGCCAGCUGGCGGCGUCUCUACAACCCGACAUACAAGUAGACUUCGCCAAUAACCCAGUUCUCAUUCACCACGCCACACCCACUGCCAAGUUGUAGUGUUAAAACAAGUGAUAUGGAUAACCUUCUUGUCUUAAGGUGUGUCCCCUCGAUAACUAGGUAUGCUUCGACGCUCGGAUGCGCUUUCGUAUGGGAUGGAAGACAUUAGCCUGAAUUUAAGAAUUUGUAUUAGUGAAUUUUUGAUACAAUACUUUCGCUUCGUUUUCGAAUGUAACAAUUUAUUUUCAAAUUUCGCCAAAGUAGAUCUAGUCAUGUAAUUAUGUCAUGGUUUCUAUAGUAAAAAUGACAGGAAAAUGUAUUUAUUUUGUCCAAUUAAGAGUCAAUGACGAAAAUUUUUACUGACUGACUUAUCCACGCACGAUUGAAUGUGUUCCGCUGAAUUUUCGAAUAUAUAUGAUCACGUAACCGUGAUAACAGCGAGAAUGCAUGUAAUAUAAUAAUGUAUUACAAUCACACUUUUUGAUAUUCCUAUGGUAGUUAUAAAGAAAUAUGUUGUGUACGCAAUUUGUUGCUGAAGUAAAUUCAAUAAACAAAUUAAUAAAAAAAAAAAUUAACCGUAAAACUACUACUUAUCGAGUGCUUUGCUUACAUAUAGCCAAAACUAGUUAAAGUCUUAUGUUCUAAUUAUAAAAUAUUUAAAAGACCACCUAAUCGAAUACACAUUUUUUUGCGAUUCAAUUGAGAAAAAGUUUAUCUUAAGUUUUAAUAUAUAUAUUAUUAAAUUAUCAGUUCAGUAUUUAUAAAAAUGUAAAAAAAAAUAUUAUUGUAAUGGGUCUUUACAUUUUGACAGUAUUAUAAAAUAGCCUUUGUAUAGUUAAAUGGCAAAAGUGGAAAUCUAAAAUUGGGGAUAUGUAUUUAAGUAAUUAUUUGACCAGAAAUAUUAUUUUGAAUUAUUUUAAGAUGUGAGUGUGUAUGGAAGUAUGAUUUCUCCCCGUACCUGUAUUUCGAAGAUGAGUAUUUUUUUUGUUAUUAUUAUUUAACUGUUACCAUCGUUAUAAAUUUACUGUAAGUUGAAUUCAUGGUGAUAUGAGUAAUGGAUAGAUAUAUUUUCUUGUUCGUGCGAUCCUCGUUCAAUCAUAAUUUAUUUUGUUAGUUAUACAUAUGGCCACUAUGCCAAAAUAAAAUUAAAAGAAAUGGAUGCAAUGAAGUAUAUAUAGGUUUUACUUCUUAUAUAAACUCGGUAUUAGCUCAAGCAAAUAAGAUUUAAUUUAUUAAACUGAUUGAUGUAUAAUUGCUGUUAUUAGAAACUAAGUUACAUUAGUUUUAUUAUUAUCAAAGGUAUUUUAUUUACCAAAUCAGUAUGUUUUAUAAAAAUAACUAUGAAAUAAUGAUGAAUCAUUUGCAAUAUUAGUUAUCAUUUAUUACGAAUAAAUACGAUUGAUAUUGUUGUUUUUUUCUAUUUUUGCAAUGUCUGACAUGUAUGCGGUUAUUCCUCUUCUCUUCAGUUACUAUAUUAUGUAAGUUGAUAUUGGACUGAUAAAAGUGACGGUAGUUACUUCUAUAAUAUUUGUGAUGGUCUCAGUUAGCUAUUUUCGUAUAUAGUGUAAUAAAAUCAAAAAUGUUUGGGAAAUAUUUUAAUGGGGAAGUAAAACGAACAUAUACUUUAUUUUUCAUAUAUUUACAAACCAACUUGCACGAUACAUAUUAUUUACAAAUAAUAACAUUCACUAUCUAUUUAACACAAAAAUACUAAGUAUUCCUGUGUAUGACUCCCUUGACUACAAGAAUACAAGUAAUCUAUGACGCUACAAGAACAAUUGGCUGGCAUAUAUUUGUCAAGCUGUUAUGUAGUAUAAUUUCUUAGUAGUAAUUAUAAUUUAAUUGUUAUAGUAUUAUAUACAAGAAAUAUUUACACAGGAGUGAAUUGUAAUUAAAAACAUUUUUUUUUGCUACACACCAACGUUAAGAACUUAUAUACAACAUACAAAAGCUCAAUUGAAGUCUACAAACAGACAUUUUAAAUUGCUAUCCUGUGUAAGCUGUGCAAGUAAUUAAAUAAAAAAAAAACAUUAACAUUAAAACGUAAAUAACUAAAUGAAAUAGGUUUUCAUAAUAAUAUAUACUAGGAGGUAACUAUGAUAAAAAAAAACCAGCCAGUCCACCAGUGGCGGCACCGUGCACUGAUCUAGCCCAAGAAAAAGCUGGUAAAUUCGAACAUUAAAGUUUGAUCCACAGACGGAGGGCAUGUUAUGAUGAAGAAUCGCAGAGUAAUCGCGACCAUUACCACAGUCAGUCAGUACAGUUAAACAUACUAUGAUCCUGACGGCAGGAUGGAACGAACACUUUAAAAUAGUACGAAAGAGAUAGAACCGCUUUCUUUUAAUGUCAUUCACAUUUGUAAAAUAUUUGUGACAAAAUUUUCUAUUAAAUAAUAAAAAAAAAGAAAUAUUUUAACCUGGAGAGCUGUACAUUGAGUAUACAAAUUAGAGGUGAAUAUAAUAUUUAUUUUAAGAUUUAUCACAAUAUACAAACAUAGGCCUAGCAUUUAUUUAAAAUAAUCUCAAAUUUUAUUUAAACGCAAUUAUUUUAACCUACUUCAAAUUUAUACGUUCCUUCUCCGGAGUAUAACAAUGCUUUCUAUUAAUAUUUUAUAAUGUAUUCCAAUUUCAAAAUUGUACAUUAUGAUUAAUUCUAUAAUUAUAUUUGUUUUAUAAUGUAAAAACUCUUUUCUUUUUCGUAUUACACCGUUAUAUUGUACCGAAAAUGAGUAAGUACCAAAACCGAACAAAAAUAUCACAAUACAUAAACCAAAAACUUAGUUUCGAACAAUCCAUUCAAUUAUAAUGAUUAUAUAUAUAUACGGGAAAAUAAUUAUAUUAUAUAAUUUAUCUUUUGCCGCACAUACGAAUCUAAUACCUAAACAAAUUUUGUACUUC